AUGUUCAACCGCAAAUUCUCAAUUAACCGGCACACCGGUGUGCCGAAACCCAGACGAUUCAGUGUCGGCGAGGCUGGUGCAAAUGAGGUCCAAUCCAAAACUCACAGGCAGUUCCGCAACGCUCAUGAGGGCCACCAACCUCAUGCUGGCCUUGAUGCCAGCCGUUCCUCUACGGGUGUCGUCUGGUGCACUGAGCGUGCCGCGGAGUACGGUUUCCUCGAGGACCCUGAGUCCUGGGCCAACCUAGGGCAAGGUGCACCCGAAGUCGAAGAUGACAUCGCCGGUUGUUUUCCCCGUCCUACAACAAUCGAUAUUUCGAUGGCUGGCCGUGAGUACGGCCCUACGGCCGGUAUUAAGCCUCUGCGUGAGGCUGUUGCCAAUCUCUAUAACGUCAUGCAUCGUCAAGGCAAGCAGAGCCAAUAUACUUGGGAGAACGUUGCCAUCGUCCCUGGUGGUCGCGCCGGCCUUAUCCGUAUUGCCGCCGUCCUCGGCAACUCGUAUCUGUCGUUCUUCUUGCCUGACUAUACGGCCUACAAUGAGAUGCUGUCCCUCUUCAAGAAUUUCUCCGCCAUUCCAGUCCCGCUAGCUGAGGAGGACGGCUACCACAUUCACCCCGAUCGUAUCUCUGAGGAAAUCUCCCGUGGCUCCUCUGUUAUUCUGACCUCGAAUCCCCGUAACCCCACUGGUCGUGUCGUUGCCAACCCCGAGCUGGCUGAAAUCCAGGACAUUUGCCGUGGCCGCGCAACCUUCAUCAGCGAUGAAUUCUACUCCGGCUAUAACUACACUAGCAACUGUGAUGGCAGCACCAUCUCUGCGGCCGAGAAUGUGGAAGAUGUUGACGAGGAUGAUGUCCUCAUCAUUGAUGGCUUAACCAAGCGCUUCAGACUUCCCGGCUGGCGUAUCGCUUGGAUUCUUGGCCCCAAGGAAUACAUCAAGGCACUCAGCAUCGGUUCCUGCGGGAGUUACCUUGAUGGAGGCGCCAACCACCCUUUCCAGGAGGCCGCCAUUCCCAUGCUUGAUCCUACCCUUGUCAAGGAGGAAAUGGUCUUCCUUCAGAAGCACUUCCGCGAUAAGCGAGACUACGUCGUCCGCAGACUGCGCGAAAUGGGCUUCGUCAUUAAAUACGUGCCCGAUUCAACUUUCUAUCUCUGGUUGAACCUGGAGGGUCUUCCUGAUGCCAUUUCCGAUGGUCUCAACUUCUUCCAAGCAUGUUUGGAGGAGAAGGUGAUCGUUGUUCCUGGUAUCUUUUUCGACCUGAACCCCUCAAGACGCCGCGAUCUUUUCGAUAGUCCCUGUCACCAUUUCGUCCGCUUCUCGUACGGCCCCAAGAUGGAAACCCUGAAGAACGGUCUUGACGGCAUUGAGCGUGUGGUUAACAAGUUCAAGAAGUCGAGCGCUUAG
Molecule: messenger RNA, 1401 nt
Organism: Colletotrichum truncatum
Lineage: Eukaryota; Fungi; Ascomycota; Sordariomycetes; Glomerellales; Glomerellaceae
Source: RefSeq, a predicted model, not a curated record